Messenger RNA from Bactrocera latifrons, 5518 nucleotides. Its product is annotated as splicing factor 3B subunit 2. Gene Ontology annotation, cellular component: membrane; U12-type spliceosomal complex; precatalytic spliceosome. The coding region runs from base 409 to 4956 and encodes 1515 amino acids. The record is from RefSeq and is a predicted model, not a curated record. NCBI's taxonomy places the organism in Eukaryota, Metazoa, Arthropoda, Insecta, Diptera, Tephritidae. The transcript is spliced from 5 exons. Gene Ontology annotation, biological process: mRNA splicing, via spliceosome; protein folding in endoplasmic reticulum.
AGAUUAAUUUUCGUUGAACGGCUUCCAGUUGAUUCUUGUACAGGUUCUUGUUCCCGCAGCUCAUAUUUCAUUCAAAAAAUUACAGUUUACACCGUUUAGCAGUCGAAUUAAAGCAAAGAUAAAACGAAAUAUCUUGAGCAAAGAGUUUUAUGCAAAAGAAAUGUGCCUAAAAUUCGCCUUUUAAAUGUUUUUAAUAGUUAAUUCAGCAACGGUUGCAAAAGUGUAGUGAAAGCGGUGAGCGUGUGUGCCUAGCGUACUGGCAGAUACUGGAAAACAAGAAAAAAAAUUGCAAAAAGUGACGCGGGAGCAAGCCGAUAAAAUAUGUGUUUUAAAUGAAUUAGAAGUAAUUACAAAAUUAUAAUAUAUGUAUACUUGGCAAAGUGCGUAUUAUGUGUGAAUGCAUAAAAUAUGCGUAUCAACUUGCAAUUCGCUUAUUUGGGCCUGCUAUCGGUGACGUGUAUUUCGAGUUGUUUUCUUUUCUUUGUGUUUCUCACAGAGAAUGCUAAAUUUGUAGCUGCAUGUAGUGAUGAAUCGACAACGCUUCCUGUUGAAGCUGGCGCAGCUGUUGAACACAAAGCAGCUGCUGCACCGCCGGCAAUAGAGGCGCAUGCAGAAAUUAUACCGAUAAAUGAAGAAGUGGUAAAAUUAACAAAAAAUGAGGGUGAACAUAUUCAAGCGCCACAAACAGCUGCUCCAGCUGCUGCUAAUGCGCCGAACAAUGUUGUACACGAUAGCACAACAGAGCCAGUAACAGAGUCGGCUGAAGGUUGGCUGUUGCCAAGUAGUGUUAUGUAUAGUGCAAGUGCAAGUGAUAAUGAUGGAAAUGAUAUAAUACGUGAAAAAAGUGCUGUGGUUAUAAAUGAAGCCGUUGAACCAGCGCAUCAAAACGAGAAUGAGGAAAUGAUCGAUUUUGCAGUUGAAGCACCUGCCUUGGUCGAUGAUGACUUGCAAAAUCUGCAAGCAGAGCGUGAGAGCGUGCAAGAAAGCUUGCCGGAUAUCACGGAGAUUCCUACAAUCACUGUGACAGAAUUGCCAUUGGAAAUACUAGAGCCCACGCGCGGCAAUAUCGAAGCACUCAUCAUCGAUGCGGCCAAAGAGACCAUUGCGCGAGAGCAUGAAAAUCAUACAUUGGACGUAUUGGAGAACAGCAGUGAGGCUAUAAGAAAGGACGAAGAAAUCAUAAAAUUUGACGACUCUGGCGGCGGUGAACACACACAGCCGACGCUGACGGACUCAGAUCUCAAUUCCAGCGAAAUUCCAUCAAACAUUCCAAUUGUUAAUGCCACCAAAGCACCAACGAGAACAACACAAAAUGAAAGCGAUAGUCCAGCUACUACCACCCCUGCCGUAGGGGACAUCGCGGCUGGUGAUAACAAUGACGCUAAUACCGUAAAUCUCACUGUCGAAGAGGUGCCCAUACCAGUAUUCUCCGAAUGGGCUCAAAAGCAAAUGGAGGCCGCUGAGAAGCAGCAGGCAAAAGAGCAGGAGGUAGUAAAUACCGCCACGCUGAAAAAGAAUCACACCAAUGGGGAUGGCAAACGGGCAGCGCCGCUUAAAAUGCGCAACAAGAACUAUGCAUCACCCGAUUGUGGUGCCAAAAUAAUCGCCUCCAAUGCAGAUGCGAGCAAUACGGGUGCAGUGUUGAGCUCCUCAAAGGACGAGUACAUGUUGAGUCCCUGUGGCAAUCGCAUUUGGUUUGUGGUCGAACUCUGCGAGGCGAUACAAGCGCAAAAAGUCGAAUUGGCCAAUUUUGAGUUGUUCUCUUCGUCGCCGAAAAAUUUCACCGUUGCCGUCUCAAAUCGUUUCCCCACACGCGAUUGGUCGAACGUGGGUCGUUUCAUAGCAGAAGAUAAGCGCAAUGUGCAAAGUUUUGACUUACAUCCACAUUUGUUUGGCAAAUUUGUGCGCGUUGACAUACACUCACACUACUCCAAAGAACAUUUCUGCCCGGUUUCACUUUUUCGCGUCUUCGGCACAUCAGAGUUCGAAGCUUUCGAAACGGAGGAUACACCGCACAUCGAUUUGGAUGAUUUUGACGAUGAAUUCGGGCAAGAACAAGUUCAUGCGAAGAGUCCUGAUAUGAAUCUGUUUAAGUCCGCCUCCGACGCCGUGCUCUCGAUCGUCAAGAAAGCGGCCGAAGUGCUCGUCAAACCCGCAAACCAACAGAAUACGACACUCACAAUCAGGCAAGCACAAACAACACAGUGUCGUUCACCGGCAACCGGACCAUAUAACUGUGUCGACUGUAGUCAACCGUUAGUAGCGCGCAUCAAUAAUGCGCUCUCCUGUGAGUAUCAGUCUCUGCAAGCAUUACUUAGAGUGCCAUGGCUGCUGAAAGAUCUAUUGCGCACGCGCAUUUGCGCCAAGGAUUUUGGCAUUGAACUGAAAGCGAAAUCUUACGGCGAACUGGGUAUGCGCAUGCAAAUGGACGUGAAAAACAGUUAUUACCUGAAUUUGCUGCCAAGAGAAUAUGUAGGCGCGCUAUGUCAAAUGCUAGCGACGCAAGCAAAAACGAAAUCACCAACGACAGCUGCAGCGAACGACACGCAAGAUGAAAAUGCGAUUACGGAACCGCCUUUAAAUCUAACUAUCGACAAGAAAUUGAAAAAAGACGAUUUUCGAAUCAUCGACGGCUCACAAAAGAAGCUAGUUACAAGCGAAACCACAAACCUCGGUGACGACAUUGCAACUGAAAACGCUGAAGCAAUAUUUAGCGGUGAAGGUACACCACCACCAACAGCAACAAGCACAACAGAAAGUGGGACAGCGGAAGCAGAGCAAAUUGCACGUCCACCGCAAGCGAACACAGACGACGCAACGACAACAACACAUGCGCCACAAACAAGCGGUGGAAAGGAACCAACGCUCGAUGUAAAUAUAUUCAAUGUACCUGCACAUAACGAACAACAAGAACUGCAAAAACCAUCGCAACCCAGCGAACCAAGCGCUGGCAGCCAAACAGAGGAGCAGCAGAGCAGCGGUGACUCAAGUGAUGACAGCAGCGCUCCAAGCAGCACAACAACUUCAAUACCGCCUGCAAACGGCGACAGUUUAAAAGUGCUUGCUGACAGCACGGGCAGCGAUAACGCGCCUCCGCCUGUGCAGCCAACGUCAGCCACUACCGUUACACCCACAUUGGGCUCACGCGGUGAAGAGGAUGCCGCCUCUUGGGAGAAUAUCGAUAACUUGAUUACAUCGACGACAGCAGCGCCCAGUGGCGGUGAAGCGAGCGUGCAUGGCAGUCAGCCCGGCGUCAAUCUACAGCAGAAAAUACCCAGUGGUCCACAAUCGGAGAGCGUCUUCAUACGCCUGUCCAAUCGUAUUAAGGCGCUUGAGCGGAAUAUGUCCCUAUCGGGUCAAUAUCUGGAGGAACUGUCACGACGCUAUAAAAAACAAGUGGAAGAGCUACAACUCACACUCACGCAAACGGUGCAAACAGUACGCACGCUGGAGGAACAGAAUCGCCGCCAAAGCGAGCUACAACAAUUGCUCGCGCAACGCAAUGCCCAACUGAAGGAGGAACUGGACGAUCUGUCGUUGCAGGUGCACGCAUGCAUCGUGGUCAUCAUCUUUGUAGGCGCCUUUGUCUUUCUCGUACUCAUGGUUAGUAUACUCUUCUAUCGUUCGAUGCGUCGCCAAACCAAGGAAGUGCUAGCGCUCUACACCAGCGCGAAUCGCAAGAAGACAGCUAGCGCGGCGGCUGCAAUGCAGAGAAAACUCAAUCGACGUAAGUCAUUUGAAGAUUUCUCAGAUCAUCAGCAGAGCGGAGAGAAAAUGAGACGACCCAGUGAGGAGGCGCUUAUGAUACUGAAGGAAAGCAGUAAUGGUAAAACUGUCGAAGCUGUUGGCGAUGCGGCGAAAAAUGCAACACAUCGUGAACGGAAAAUGUCCGUCUGCUACAGCAACAACAUGAGCGGAAUGCAACUCUCGCAUGACGCAACUAUCGUGCGUGCGGAAGGCGAGCCAAGCGCUCAAAAUAUCAGGCAGCGACGCAAAGGUGAAAAACAUUCCUGGCCAAAUACCGAACAUGCGCAGCAGCAGGCACGCCGUCAUCUCGCCCAGCUAAAUGCCGGAAACGUUGCUGCUGCAGAGCUGAUGGAAAAUUUGGACAAAGUUAGUGGACGACCACCUCGUGCACCGCCACUAGCGUCUGGUGGUGAAAACCACAAUAAGUCCACUGGCAACAAAUCGAGACGAAAAACGCAACUGCCGCGUCGACAAGCCUCCGUAUCGCAUGAUUUUAUGGGCAGCGCGAAUUCAAAAAAUACGGCAUCGCUGGAUAUAAACAGUGCAGCGGAAUACGAUGAAAGUCUACGACUCGAAGAGGAUGACCUAGACAAUUUCAUACCCACAUCUGAUUUGGCAUACAACGAAUUUAUGCCUGAAGGUCCGUCUGGCUAUCAAGUGGACGAUGGUGUGGAGACCGUAGAUGGCGCUAACGCGGAUAGUAAGAAGUCGGGCAAAAAGUUAAGUCGUCUAACAACACCGGCUUUCUUUAAAUCGCCAUUUGGCAAAAGCCGCAACAAACUACGAAACAGUAAAUCGACAAAGCAUCCGCAUGAAUCCACCUCCUGGGAAUGGUAUCGCUCGAAAAAUGUCGAGCCGAAACCGUUAAGUGGUUCGGUGUCAGCAAGUGGUGGUUUCAUGCGCGCAUCACCUACCGUCAGUUUGGACUCAUCAUCACUCUCCGAAAUUUUACUACCAAACAGUCGUACAGAGAACUCAUUUCGCAUACUCGAAGAGGCCAUACUUUCAUCGGGCGAAAGUAUAGCCGCGAGCAGUGUAGCAACAACUGGCACGAGUGCCACAGAUAACGUUAAUGGUAAUACAAACACUAAUGGCAGUCAUAGCAAUGGCAGUAGCAUCGCUAGCAAUAGUAAUCGCAGCUCCACUUCAUCAACAUCGACGAAAAAGAAAAAUCGCAGCUUCAAUAAAAUAUUUCGCAAAGUAUUUUAGACCGUUUUGAGGUGUAUAGUAUUUGCGUAAUUUGUAUUUUCUUAAUUAAUAUAAAUUGUUUGACUAAAGACAGUGCGCUUAAGAGAACGAAAGAGAAACCGUUAGAAAUAGUUAAGUUUUGAAAUUCAACCGCCUAUUUGAGUUCAUUUAAGCAGUGUGUGUUUAAGUGAUUUCUGACAAAAGUACUCACGUACAGUGCGUCAAGUGUUAUCAAAUAUUUCAGUCGCAUGAUAUAGCAUAAUACGAUUAAAACCAGGAAGCCCAGCAAAAAUCAUAUUAUAUAAUUUCUACAUAAAAUGCAAAGCUUAAAGUCUGAAAUUUUACACAAAUUUACAAAUAUGAAAAAACGAUCACAUCGUGCAUAUUCGUGUAAUUGCAUACGAAGUUAUUGGUCCAAUUACAAAAUUGUUGUUAGUUUUAGAGAACUCUGCUUGUAGUUUUCAAAAAACAAUAUAUUUAGCAUGUUGGGGCGCCGUUUGUAACUUUUUUAGGUUAGAAAAUAUCAGAAAAUCUCUACUUUUUUUUUCAAAUUGAAAUCAAACACUUUUAAAGUUUCAUUUCA